AUGAACAUGCCUCCAAGAAGGACUUGCAGUAUGAUGGCUAAUCAGAAAAGCCAGGAAGGCCAGAAUCCUACCAUUGAAGGGAGAAAUCUAACGAAGCCACCCAUCGGCAACCAAGAAUUGGUAGGAGUACGGCCCAAUCGCAAGGCCAAAUUUGAUGUUGUCGCUGAGGAUGCGCCGAUGAACCCAGUGAACACCGUCGUUGGGAACCAAGUGAUUGGUGAUCAAUGCGGUGACGCUAAGGGGGUCGGUGACAGUGAGGCCAACAAUAACCCCCGUCUAGCUAAGUCAAAUAGGUCUGAAAACGAAAACCGGAGAAAUGCAGUUUUGGUAGAAUCUUCGUCUGUAUGUGGUGGGGACCUAAGAGAGCAGCUGAACGCUCGACGCGAUCGAGAGACGCAACAGACCAAAGAGGAAGAGCUCGCGGCCGAGAAUAAGGUUCUGCCUGAGAAGAUGGCCAGACCAGAAAAGCAGAUCGGGACUCGACUAAACAACUUUGAGCAAGUUGUUAGAAAGGUGGCCAAGGCCGUAAAUGUCGACGUCAAGAUAUACACGUCCCACGACCACCCAUUCACAGAGAACAUCAUUCAGGUCCUGCUGCCCGAUAAGUAUAAGCCACCCCUAAUUCCGCUAUAUGAUGGAAUGAGUGAUCCGGACGACCACCUAGAAGUCUACAUGGGGCACAUGGUCCUUCAUGGGUACCCCGAGGACAUCAUGUGUCAGGCGUUCAGAAACCAUCUUUGUGACUCCGCAAGAAGGUACUUCAGAUCCCUGAAACCAAAUUCCAUUACCAACUGGGAUGACUUGAAGAACGACUUUCUGACUCAGUUUAUAGGUGUCAAAAAGUACAUCACACUCAAACAAAACCUUUCGAGGGUUUACCAGGGACCAAAUGAGUCCCUGAAAGAUUGGAUAGCCCGAUUCAGAAAGCAGGUGGUUGCCACUGAGGGUAUCACUGAUGAGGUGGCUUUGAUGGGGGCCCUGUUGAGCAUGAAGAAAGACAUUCCAUACAGCACAGACCUCGACCAGAGGCCGCAAUAG
Morus notabilis is the source of this 1038-nucleotide messenger RNA. RefSeq lists its product as uncharacterized. The coding region runs from base 1 to 1038 and encodes 345 amino acids. Lineage: Eukaryota; Viridiplantae; Streptophyta; Magnoliopsida; Rosales; Moraceae. The record is from RefSeq and is a predicted model, not a curated record. The transcript has 3 exons.